Candoia aspera is the source of this 2762-nucleotide messenger RNA. It is a transcript of the gene GRHL2, whose product is annotated as grainyhead like transcription factor 2. Lineage: Eukaryota; Metazoa; Chordata; Lepidosauria; Squamata; Candoiidae. The transcript is spliced from 16 exons. The coding region runs from base 233 to 2104 and encodes 623 amino acids. The record is from RefSeq and is a predicted model, not a curated record. Gene Ontology annotation, molecular function: DNA-binding transcription activator activity, RNA polymerase II-specific; RNA polymerase II cis-regulatory region sequence-specific DNA binding. Gene Ontology annotation, cellular component: nucleus. Gene Ontology annotation, biological process: neural tube development; regulation of transcription by RNA polymerase II; brain development.
AAGGGGGCUUUACCUGUCCCACUCCUACCUCUGCGGCUGGCUGAGGGAGAAGUAGAGGGGGGAAAGAAAAGCAGAAUUACCAGUAGCUCUGGUUCUGCCGUCCCGGGAGCUCGCUCGCUCUCACACGCGAGCGCACACACACACACACCUUUACCUGCACAGACUUGAAAGUCCAGUUUCACCAGAGAGACUGAGGCAUCUGGAAAAGGGGAGAGAGUUCAUUGGAUCAAACAUGUCACAAGAGACGGACAAUAAAAACCGGCCUGUGACUAUAGUGCCAAGCGAUGCUCCCUUUAAUACCAGAAGAGCUUACACAAGUGAAGAUGAAGCUUGGAAGUCUUAUCUGGAAAACCCCUUAACAGCAGCUACUAAAGCUAUGAUGAGCAUCAACGGGGACGAGGACAGUGCUGCUGCUCUUGGCUUAUUAUAUGACUAUUAUAAGGUUCCAAGAGAUAGAAGAUUAUUGCCUGUUAACAAAGUGAGUGAUAAUCAAGAAGACCAGGACAAAAGGAAUUGUCUUCCCACCAGUGAAACGCAAAGUAACUUGAGCAGCAACAGUGAAAACAGAGUGCAGGUCUUGAAAACGGUGCCAGUAAACCUCUCCGUGAACCAAGAGCAGCUGGACGCUUCCAAAAGGGAGCAGUUCAGUUCAAAUGUAUCAGGAAGCCCAUCCUCCAUUUCUGUGACUGGGGUUAUGGUGGUGAAAGCAGAAGAAUAUACCCCAGUUUACAUGACUCCUCCAGUGCAUUAUGCCAGGGGAGAAAAUGAAGAGCAUCGGGGGGUCAUAUUUGAACAUGCACAUUACGAUGUGCCCAGCAUCACACCUCAUUCAACCUACAUGAAAGACGAUCAGCGGAGCACUCCAGAUAGUACUUACAGUGAUACCUUUAAAGAUGGAGGGGCAGAGAAAUUUCGCAGUAGUUCUGUGGGUCCUGAAGAAUAUAUUUAUGAACAAACAGCCAAUAACACAUUUCGGUAUACUUUGGAAGCUACCAAAUCCCUCCGUCAAAAACAAGGAGAAGGACCAAUGACUUAUUUAAACAAAGGGCAGUUUUAUGCCAUAACGCUGAGUGAAGCUGGAGACAACAAAUGCUUCAGAUAUCCAAUCAGCAAAGUCCGGAGCGUGAUCAUGGUUGUAUUCAGUGAAGAUAAAAACCGGGAUGAGCAGCUGAAGCACUGGAAAUAUUGGCAUUCACGACAGCACACAGCCAAACAGAGGGUCUUGGACAUUGCUGAUUAUAAGGAAAGCUUCAACACCAUUGGGAAUAUUGAGGAAAUUGCCUAUAAUGCUGUAUCAUUCACUUGGGAUGUUAAUGAAGAGGCAAAGAUUUUCAUCACGGUGAACUGCCUAAGCACAGACUUCUCUUCUCAAAAAGGAGUCAAGGGUCUUCCUUUGAUGAUCCAGAUUGACACAUACAGUUACAAUAAUCGCAGCAAUAAACCCAUUCAUCGAGCCUUCUGCCAGAUCAAAGUUUUUUGUGACAAGGGAGCCGAGAGGAAAAUCCGGGAUGAAGAGAGAAAGCAAAACAGAAAGAAAGCGAAAGGCCAGAUUUCUCAAGCUACUUGCCCUAAUGCAGAAGGGAAGUUGUCUGCGGUCCCUCUCCAAAAGAAGAGUGACAUCACCUACUUUAAAACUAUGGCUGAUCUGGAUUCCCAGCCUGUUCUUUUCAUACCAGAUGUUCAUUUUGGGAAUCUCCAAAGAGCUGGACAGGUUUAUUAUAACACUGAUGAUGAACGAGAAGGUGGUAGUAUCCUGGCUAAGCGGAUAUUCCGCACAGUUGAGGAGGACUUUGUUCCACCACCAUUGAAACAAAUAAAAGAAGAAGGAACAAAAAGAGUUCUCCUGUAUGUGAGGAAAGAAGCAGAUGAAGUGUUUGAUGCUUUGAUGUUAAAGUCUCCCACAGUAAAAGGGCUUAUGGAUGCGAUCUCUGAGAAAUAUGGCCUUCCAGCUGAGAAGAUUACAAAGCUUUAUAAGAAAAGCAAAAAGGGGAUCUUGGUAAAUAUGGAUGAUAACAUCAUUGAACAUUAUUCCAAUGAAGACACUUUCAUCCUAAACAUGGAGAACGUAAUGGAGGGCUUCAAGGUCACAUUGACAGAAAUCUAGUCUAGACCAGCAUAGACCUUGUGAAGUCACAGCAUUUUAUCCUCAAGGAAGCAAAAAAAUAAUUAAAAACCCUGAUUUCACUGAUGCUGAGAAGAAAGGUUGUUACAAAACUAAGUUGGAAACAACCACAUUUCAUUUUUUUUUUGUGACUGGAAACCAAUUUGGCAAUUACUGACCAGUCUGUUCAAAAGAACAUACCUUCAUAAAGUUCCUUAUUUAUUGCUCCUCACUCUGCAACAUGUAAAUAAUCAGUGGACCCUAGACUUCACAGUCUUGAUGUUGCAAGGGUAAAACAGAGACGUUAAAUAAAAACAAGAAAAAUAGUUAAUACAAGAAAAAUAAUGUUGAAGAAUUACAUUAGUUCCACUGGGACUUAAUCACUGAAAUUGCACCCUCUAAAUGAAUUGCUAGAAAAUCUGAUGAGAGCUAACAAUGGGUGAAGUGCCUGGUGGUGUUUGCACACCUACUGUUUAUCAAACUGCUACCUAGUGCUGAGUAUCAUGUAGCUUAGCCAUAUCCCUCCAAGUGUUUCCCUGCACAGGUCACCUGAGGACUUUAAGACUCUUAGAUGGCAUGUACUUUGUAAGUAAAACACCAUCCAUUUUAACCUCUGUAUAUAUUGUUUAUAAUAUGUAAUAAUAUAUUUUUCCUAUCUGUG